AUGGCAGCCGACAUCCCAUCCGCCAACAUUCCUGUGGCCAUUACAAAUAACUGCAUCGACACCAAGAUGCUUGCGAUUCAUACCAAGGAGGUUAAACCAGAGGUGAAACCAGCGGUGACUGAAGUAGCCAAACCCAGUGAGAAGGAAACUGAAGAGGGCCUCUUUUCAUCCUCCUAUAUCUCUCCUGAGGUUGUCUCCCUGCUCCCUGAGAACUAUACGCUCCGCCCUCUUCGCCGCUCAGACUACAAGAACGGCUUUCUUGAUGUCCUCAGCGUCCUCACGAAGGUGGGAGAGUUUACCACCGAGCUCUGGAAUGAGCGAUAUGACUGGAUGGCCAAGCGUAAUGAUGAAUAUUAUGUACUCGUCAUCUGUGACGGAACGGGUCGAGUCGUUGGUACCGGCAGUUUGAUCGUUGAAAGGAAGUUUAUCCAUUCCGCUGGAAUGGUGGGACACAUCGAAGAUAUUGCCAUUGAAAGCGGCCAGCAGGGAAAGAAGCUGGGCUUGCGUAUGAUUCAUGCUUUGGACUAUGUUGCGAAAGAAGCCGGCUGCUACAAGUCCAUCCUUGACUGUUCCGAAGCCAACGAGGGCUUCUAUUUAAAAUGUGGCUUUAAGCGUGCUGGCUUGGAAAUGGCCCAUUACUACUGA
This is a messenger RNA of Microsporum canis CBS 113480, 645 nucleotides long. RefSeq names its product glucosamine 6-phosphate N-acetyltransferase. Gene Ontology annotation, molecular function: glucosamine 6-phosphate N-acetyltransferase activity; monosaccharide binding. Gene Ontology annotation, biological process: UDP-N-acetylglucosamine biosynthetic process. The transcript is spliced from 2 exons. Bases 1 to 645 code for a protein of 214 amino acids. The record is from RefSeq and is a predicted model, not a curated record. Gene Ontology annotation, cellular component: endoplasmic reticulum; endoplasmic reticulum-Golgi intermediate compartment; Golgi apparatus. Lineage: Eukaryota; Fungi; Ascomycota; Eurotiomycetes; Onygenales; Arthrodermataceae.